CCUGGUGGCUAGCAAACGGCUUGAAGAGGAGCAACGGAAAGGCUGCCAUAAAGGGAGCCCUUUCCACUUCCAUGAGCCACCAGCAGUCCCGGAGCGCCUGCCUGCUGGAGCCUGAAUACAAACAACAGGUCAGAAUGAGUGUGAAAGAUAAGGCUAAGCUGCAGUUAAGCAAAUUUGAUGUUGGAGACAAAUUUUCUCACAUACCAUUACCAAAAGCCUCUGUUCUUGUGCCAUUGGUGGUCAAAGAUGGGAAAUUAUAUGUACUUUUCACUGUCAGAUCAAUGAAGUUGACAAGAUCUCCAGGAGAAGUGUGUUUUCCAGGAGGCAGACGAGAACCAACAGAUAUUGAUGAAAUAGCCACAGCUCUCCGGGAAGCAGAAGAAGAAGUGGGGCUUUGUGCAGAACAGGCUGAAGUAAUCUGUAAGCUUGUACCUGCAAUAGACAGAACAAACUCUAUAGUAACUCCAGUUGUAGCCUUCAUAGAAGACUCAUUCCAACCACAUCUUAAUCCAGAAGAAGUCAGUGAUGUGUUUUAUGUACCACUGGACUACUUUAUUCGUCCGUCAAAGUACAAGGUUAAACAUGUUCAAAUGUCUGGGAGGGGAUUUGUUCCAGUACACUUUUUUGAAUAUGAUGACAAAGAGCAUAAUAGCUCCUAUAUAAUUUGGGGACUCACAGCACACUUUACUGUCUUUCUUGCUCUUGCAAUUUUUGGUGAAAAACCAACAUUUGAAGUUGAGUACGAUCUUGAUAAUUUGAUUUCUUCUGCUGAGAACAAUUUCAUGACGUUACAUAACAUAAUGAAGAACAAACUUUAAGAUAUGAAAUUGUUAACUUUGAAAAGAAAGGAAAUAGAGUGUAUAAAUUAGGUUCUCAUGGUGCAUUCCUUUAGGUUCUCAUGGUACAUUCCUUUAAAUUAAAAAUGUAAAUUGAAGUGAACUUUAAAUUUGCAGAUCCAGUUUUGUGUGAUUGAUCUCAUAGCAGGAUCACAGAAAACAAGACACUGCUCAUUGCUUCACAGACUUCAUUAAUGUAUCCUGGAAUAUAUUAUUCUCAAAAGGGCCAAAAGUCCAAUUCUUAUUAGUUUCUUCUUGUGGCACAUUUUUAAAAAGCAUUCCAGUAUUAAAUUCCAAGAAAUAUCACAAACAAUAAAAGAUUUGAAGAAAGAUAAAG
Molecule: messenger RNA, 1173 nt
Organism: Sphaerodactylus townsendi
Lineage: Eukaryota; Metazoa; Chordata; Lepidosauria; Squamata; Sphaerodactylidae
Gene: NUDT7
Product: nudix hydrolase 7
Exons: 4
Coding region: 72-818 (248 amino acids)
Biological process (GO): coenzyme A catabolic process
Molecular function (GO): acetyl-CoA hydrolase activity; coenzyme A diphosphatase activity
Source: RefSeq, a predicted model, not a curated record